Messenger RNA from Aspergillus novofumigatus IBT 16806, 660 nucleotides. RefSeq names its product EthD domain-containing protein. Bases 66 to 539 code for a protein of 157 amino acids. The record is from RefSeq and is a predicted model, not a curated record. The transcript has 2 exons. Gene Ontology annotation, molecular function: oxidoreductase activity. NCBI's taxonomy places the organism in Eukaryota, Fungi, Ascomycota, Eurotiomycetes, Eurotiales, Aspergillaceae.
CCGAGAUAAAACAAUAGAGCAUUCUUGCUAUCUAUGUGGCCAAAAAUUUGUUAAUUUUUAUCUCAAUGGCCGAACCCCUCCAGAAGAAGCGCCUCUUGCGCAUGACGGUGGCGCACUAUCGCCAGCCGAAUGUCAGCGAAGAAGAGUUCUAUCAAUGGGUGACCGAACAGCAUGCCGCACGGGCGGCCAAGCUACAUGCUAAGAAUGGGAUCGAGGGAUUUUCUAUCUACUUCACCCCCAAGUCGUUUCGUGACUUUACAUCGGAACUCAACAACGCGCGCGGAAACCCAUGGCGGGUUCGAGACUUUGACGCCCAAGUCGAGUUCUUGUUCCGGGACAUGGAGACGUUCUACAAGGGGGCUGCCGACGCGGAUUUCCAGGCGCUACAGGCAGAAGAGGGGCCUUUUGUCAGCGGCGAGGGUGCAGAAAUCAGCCUCGGCUGGGUUGAGACGUACGUCCGAGACGGUCAAAUCGUCAACCUCGACGAGGCUGGGAAGCCUACUUUCCUGCCAUUUAAGGAUAUGAGUCAGGCACCGUAAACGAAGGUGCUAGAACAUAUAGAGAAUUCACAGAUCGAAUUGCUAUGUCAAGUGUCAAGUUCUUCGUGUAACACACUCUGUUCAUAUAUAUAUCUAAUUUAUGCGAACGAGCAAAGACCAC